ACACGUACAUUGAAAAAGUCUUGAAGCAUUCAAAAAAUUGCUUUUCUGAAAACAGUACACCGCUCUGCAAUUUGUCCAGCGGGUUCUCACGGUGGAACCCUUUUGCCCACGGGAUAGUUGUUAGCCUCCCAAGAAUAACCUAAAUGGUUGUGUCCCUUCUGAUUCUAUCAUUUCCGACUUGCUCUUGCUCUUCCUUUUCCCUUUCUUCCCGUUUAUACUCUCUCCAAAAAUCACCACUUUCUCUACAACAGUUCUUCCUCAACAACUUUGUUCUUCUGCUGCUGCGAACUUCUAAAAUGGCAAGACCAUUUGAGCUGGUGAAAGACAUUAAUGACACAAAGGAGCUAUGGAAAAUAGCUGUGAGAGUCCAUCACAAAUGGACUGUUGUGAACAAGAAUAAGGAACAUUUUGAAAUGCUUUUGUGUGAUAAAGAAGGAUCUGAUAUACAUUGUAGAGUUCCUACAAUGUAUAAACAAGCUUUCGAUUCAUUGUUGACGGUCAAUGGCACGGUUACAGUAUCAAACUUCCAAGUAUCCUUGAAUGAUCUGUUGUUCAAGCCUUCUGAUCACAAAUUUGUGUUGACUUUUAGUGGCGGCACAUCUGUGACUGACAUAAACAAGCAUGAGAUUCCUCCUAGGCCCCUUAAGUUCACACCUUUUGCUGAUAUUCUUACUGGAAAAUGGAAAAGGGAUGUUUUAAUAGAUGUAAUAGGAAUGGUUUCAGAUAUUGGUUACACCCAAAUUCAAGAUGGAAACAAGAAACAACAGAUUAAUUUAGUCUUGAAAGACUUAUGUAAUAACAUUCUCAAUUGUACUUUGUGGGAGGGAUACGCAAUGCAAUUCCAUGAUUUCAAUAAACAAAGGAAAGAUUUAUCUUCACCAAUUGUUAUUGUUUUGCAAUUCGCAAAGGUCAAAGAGGAAGGAAAAUAUCCUGUAUGUGUUUCAAACACAUUUAAUGUAACAAUGUUGCACAUCAAUGAUGACCUCGCUGAAAUUAAGGAGUUCUUAAAUAGUAUCCCAAAGCAAUGUUUAGCCGAUACUUCCGGUCAGAGUAUGACAUCGAUGUCCCAACUGUCUCAGACAUCUGGUAGCUCCCAACUAAGCCCGUACGAUAAAUUUAUGUAUAAGGCUUUGGUUCUCCCACUAAGUGUUGUUAAAAAGCUUACCGCUCUUCUCAAGGAGGUUGGUAUUACCAAGCAUGCCAUGCUUGUCCAAGUAAAGCUAAAGGAAAUCAACCACCCUACGUUUGUAGUAACAAACACAAUACUGAAACUGAAAUUUACAGGUAUAAAGUUCUCAUUGAAGUUUUCAACGAAGCCUGCAAAGCUAUUUUUGUUCUGUGGGACCGCGAGUGUUCACAACUACUGGACAUUACUGCUGCUCAGUUACGUAACACAAUGCUUGAGGAUAGAAGUGUCAUCAACCAGCUUUUGCAUUCAUGGGGACAAGAAUCUAUACCGUCACCAUCACGUGAAGCCGAUAUCAUCAAGCAGCUGACAGAAAGUGUCGAUGAAGCUGUAACAAAUGAGGAUUGUACUGUCGUUACGGAUGUUGAUAUUACAUCAGAACAUAUCCCUCUCCCUGUUACGCCGACUUCAGCCAACAAAAGAAUUGCUCCUCCUAUUUCUA
This is a messenger RNA of Vicia villosa (hairy vetch), 1628 nucleotides long. RefSeq lists its product as uncharacterized. The transcript has 12 exons. Bases 144 to 1496 code for a protein of 450 amino acids. The record is from RefSeq and is a predicted model, not a curated record. NCBI's taxonomy places the organism in Eukaryota, Viridiplantae, Streptophyta, Magnoliopsida, Fabales, Fabaceae.